Messenger RNA from Rhododendron vialii, 2225 nucleotides. RefSeq lists its product as uncharacterized. The transcript has 3 exons. Lineage: Eukaryota; Viridiplantae; Streptophyta; Magnoliopsida; Ericales; Ericaceae. Bases 505 to 1977 code for a protein of 490 amino acids. The record is from RefSeq and is a predicted model, not a curated record.
UCCAGACCUCUUUCUCACGCGCACACCACAUUCAACAACACAAAGAGAGAGAGAGAGAGAGGCAAUCUCCGGUGUUACCCUUACCCUUUUCCCUACUUGUACUACAUGGGCGUUCCAUUCUACCUCUGUGCAUCUCGCUUUUUCCUCAAACCCUAGAAAUUACUGAGAAAAAGCGCUCUCUCUCUCUCUCUCUCUCUCUCUCUCUCUCUCUCCUAUCUACCCACGUCAAUCUUCUACUUUUUGUCUUUCUUUGUGUUUGAUUACCAUCCCCUGUUUAUUAAUCAUCCUGCAUAGAUCUCUUUCUCCCCCUUGUUCCCCAUGAGCAAAAUAUAGUCAAAAUACCACUAGCAUUAUCUUCUGGUUGAGACAUAAGGAAAUGCGAACUACUCGGGAGGCAAAUUAUUUGCCUAGAAUUGUCAUUGCGGGUGGAACAGCAGUGAAGUGAACCAACUAGGACUCUGACAAUACAGACACACACACACACACAUACAAGAGAUUGAAGAAAUGGGGUCGGAGCAGAAUAGGUUUCCGCAGCAUCAGGAGCCAGCACCACCCCGGCGGAAGGGGUGGGGAGGAUGCUGGGGUGGAAUGUCUUGUUUCGGCUCACAAAAAGGUGGAAAGCGGAUUGUACCUGCAUCUCGUAUUCCAGAGGCCAAUUCAUUGGGAAAUGCACCAAAUGGACCUCAAAACGUCAGGAUGACCAACCAGGCUUCAACUAUAGCACCUUCUCUUCUAGCUCCACCAUCCUCACCUGCAUCCUUCUCAAAUUCCGCCCUUCCUUCGACAGCCCAGUCACCCAGCUGUUUCUUGUCAUCAUUGUCUGCCAAUUCCCAUGAGGAGGGGGGUCCGUCAUCCACUAUGUAUGCCACAGGGCCAUAUGCACAUGAGACGCAACUCGUAUCUCCUCCUGUUUUCUCAACCUUCACCACCGAGCCAUCAACUGCUCCUCUCACCCCACCACCAGAGUUGGCUCACCUAACCACUCCGUCCUCUCCCGAUGUUCCUUUUGCUCAGUUCCUUUCAUCAGCCGUGGAUCUUAAAGGCACUGAAAAGACCAACAAUUACAUCACUGCUUCCAAUGAUCUUCAAGCAACAUAUUCCCUUUAUCCUGGGAGUCCUGCCAGUAGUUUCAUAUCGCAUGUUUCAAGGACCUCAGGUGACUGCUUAUCAUCAUCUUUUCCUGAGCGUGAUUUCCCUCCUCAAUGGGAUCCUUCAAUUCCUAGACCUCAAGACACAAGAUACCUAAAGUCCGAGUCAGGCAGGCUUACUGGGCUUCAUACAUCUAGUGCCUCCAAGUUGUCUCAAGAUUCCAAUUUUUUCUGCCCAGCUACAUUUGCGCAAUUCUAUCUGGACCAAAAUCCCUUACCUCAUUCUGGCGGGAGGUUAAGUGUGUCUAAGGAAUCAGAUGUUCACUCCAGUGGUGGCGGUGGCCAUCAGAACAGGCAGAAUAAAACUUGCAAACAAGAUGUGGAAGAAAUAGAAGCGUACAGAGCAUCCUUUGGGUUCAGUGCAGAUGAAAUAAUCACUACAGCCCAAUAUGUGGAGAUUUCUGAUGUAUUGGAUGACUCCUUUAGCAUGACACCUUUUACUGCCAAUAAGCUGCAUAUGGAAGAAAGUAUGUUGCCUCCCCCAACUAAUAGAGGACAAAUAGCAGAGGAAACACACACGAAUUUUCCGAGUCCCAAGAACCACUCAUCAGAAUUAAAAGAUGUUUAUGGGGUUGUAGGCAGAGAAGUGCCAGCUUCAGGCAAUAAUUCUCAAGGCCAUAUAUUACGAAAGCGACCUGGUGAUGUCUUUGGGCGAAGUUUAGCUGGUAACCAUAUCUUGAGCGAUGACGAUGACAUAUUUUCUAGGAUGGGCACUUCAAAAAUUAGCAGGAAAUAUCAUCAAGGGUUAUCAAGCUCUGAUGCAGAAAUUGACUACAGGAGAGGGAGAAGUUUGAGAGACGGCAAAGGAGACUUUGCAUGGCAGGACUAGUCGCUAGUUGUUUCUCAUGUGUUAACUUGCAGGUAUUUUGGUUCGUCUGUAUCUUGGGGGUUUCUGUUUAGGUGAUUGACCUGCUCUCUCUCUCUCUCUCUCUCUCUCUCUCUCUCUCUGUCGUGUGAGAUCGCUGUUUAUGAUUGAUGAAUGUAAUCCAUUUCUCUGUUAUAUAUUUCUCAGUAAUGUAUGUGAUGUUCUCCGAAUAAUAUUAUUAUUAGUAUCUAAGAUUCGUUGCAUUGGCAAAA